UAAUCUGAACGUGUGUGAAAUAAAUACAUCCUAUCGGAUUUCAGAUUCCGUGUUUUUCGCCUUAUUUUCACCAAUCACAACCCUCCAUCCUUCACCCUUUCUUCAAACUUCCAAUCACCAACUUCCUCUCAUAGCUCCUGCCUGCAACCAAACCCCAAUUUAAUUCAGAAGAAAAAGUUAAUAUAUAGAGAGAAAGAAUACCUCAGAAAUAAACAAUAUUUCAUGGAUUUUCCCUCUAAAUUCCUUGCCUUUAUUCCCUUUCUUGUAUUUAUAAUCGCCCCAUUUUCUCAUUCCAUCCCCUUCAUUGUCAUCCAUGGGAUUGGAGAUCAGUGUGCCAAUCGUGGAGUCAAACAGUUCACUGAACUUCUCACGAACUUUUCUGGGUCUAAAGGAUAUUGCUUAGAAAUUGGAGGUGGGACAUGGGAUUCCUGGUUUAUGCCUCUGGAAGAACAGGCAAAUUUCGUUUGUAAGAAGGUUAAGCAAAUGAAAGAACUCAGUAAGGGUUACAACAUAGUUGGUCUCUCCCAGGGUAACUUGAUAGGACGGGCUGUUGUCGAGUUUUGUGAUGGUGCACCUCAGGUGAAGAAUUUCAUCUCUUUAGGAGGGCCUCAUGCUGGUACUGCUUCUGUUCCUCUUUGUGGUUCUGGUUUUCUGUGCCUGAUUGCGGACAAGCUAAUCAAGUCAGAGAUAUACAGCGACUAUAUCCAAGCUCAUCUGGCUCCAAGUGGUUAUCUAAAAUUACCAAAUGAUAUACCUCAUUAUUUGGAAAAAUGUAGAUUUCUUCCGAAGCUUAACAACGAACUACCCCAUGAAAGGAAUUCCACUUAUAAGGAGAGGUUCACUCGCUUGCAAAACUUGGUACUUAUCAUGUUUGAGCAUGACACUGUUUUGAUACCAAAGGAAACCUCUUGGUUUGGAUAUUACCCCAACGGGGCCUUCAAACCCGUCGAUCGGCCUCAAGAGACAAAGCUUUACAGCGAGGAUUGGAUUGGUUUAAAAACCUUAGAUGAUGCUGGAAAGGUACACUACGUUAAUGUGUCAGGAGGUCACCUUGGAAUCUCCAAAGAAGACAUGAAGAAGCAUGUUGUACCUUUCUUGAAGGAUGAAGCACCAAUGGCGGAUAGCAUCGAAACCCAUGGAUCUCAUCGCAAGGUGAAGCUAAACCGCAAGAGAAAUCAAGAACUGCCUUUGUUGCAGGAAAAAGAAUCAUCCCAACUCAUACUUGAUGGAUCAUCAUCCUACCAUUGGCCCCCGUCUGUCCAAAGCUUCUUUAACGAAUUACUUGGACUCGCAGAAGCUUAGCCAUGUCUUUUUAUUUGUUUAUUUACAGUGUAUAUUCGAAUUGAAUUAUAAAUUCAAUGGUGGUCAUUAAAGAUCAUCUACACGUGGGAGUUCAUAUAUCAUUUUGUGGUGGAAAUCUGAACUACGAUAUAUGAAAACUGCAGUUGUAAGCAUAAACCUGAAUUAUUAGCAUCAUUAGAUGAAAAUUGUGUUAUAUAAAA
This is a messenger RNA of Gossypium raimondii (Peruvian cotton), 1502 nucleotides long. RefSeq lists its product as uncharacterized. The record is from RefSeq and is a predicted model, not a curated record. The transcript has 12 exons. Lineage: Eukaryota; Viridiplantae; Streptophyta; Magnoliopsida; Malvales; Malvaceae. Bases 223 to 1302 code for a protein of 359 amino acids. Gene Ontology annotation, molecular function: thiolester hydrolase activity. Gene Ontology annotation, cellular component: intracellular membrane-bounded organelle.